CGGACACCUUUUGGCAUUGCACAGUGCACACAGAAGAAAGCGAAACCAUUGUUUAUAAACACAAAGUUGGUGACAGCGACAGAAAUCACCGAGAGCAAGCGGUCUCUUUUCAAUGUUUGCUCCGCAGAGCAAGAUUGAGUAUGAAUGGAUGUUUUAAGCAUGUGACCUUAUAAGAGAGGUCAAAGGUGACAGCCAGCCAUGAUGGCUGAGGAAGCUGGUAAACUUCCUCUUCGACGCCUAGAGCCCCCCAUUCAGAAAUUCAUUAAAGUGGCAAUCCCCACUGAUUUGGAGAGGCUGGGUCAGCAUCAGCACAACAUAGAAAAGUUCCAGAGAAGCAAAGAGUGGGACAAACUGCACCGAGAGCACAUCAACUCCAGCCGCACUGUCCAGCAACUGCGAUCUAACCUACGGGAGAUGGAGAAGUUGUGUGGGCGUGUCUGCAGUGCUGAUGUUGCAGCUCUGGAGAAACUUGUUCAGCCAAUCAGAGAGCGAGCCUCAACUGCCAUUCAAGAGUUCUUUAGGAUUCACUUAGAUGCUGUCAAUAGGCCCUGCUUCCAGGAAACUAAUGGCAAAUGUUUACACACAGCCCCAAAUACAGCAUACAGUGAUGGUGAAACAGGUCCCCCUGGUCCCCCUGCUCAAAUACAGCUGCUUCUGCCUGAAAUCCCUUUAGAACAGAACGCUGCAGAGUCCUGGGAUUCUUUAGCAGAGGACCUGCUGGAGUUGAAUGGUUUAGUGAACGAGUUCUCCACUAUUGUUCAUUCUCAGCAGGAAAAGAUCGACAGCAUUGAGGCAAACGUUAGCAUAGCAGCCGCUAAUGUGGAGGAGGGGACCCAAAGCCUGGGGAAGGCAGCACGUUCGAAGCUGGCAGUUUUGCCGUUAGCGGCUGCUGUGGUAGGGGGAGUGCUGGGAGGGCCGCUGGGACUGUUAGCUGGGUUCAAAGUGGCAGGGGUGGCUGCCGCCGUUGGAGGCGGACUACUCGGUUUUGCCGGGGGCAACCUGAUCCAACGAAAAAGGAAAGAAAGAAUUGAGUUUCAGCUACAACAAAUUAACAGCAACAACAACAGUAAGAACGAUCAUGAACAUACUCAAUAACACACACAGACAAAAACAUAUUUGUUUUUGUAGACCUAAUACAGAGGAGUUGCAGGCUAUGAGAAAGCGGAGUCGUCGACCCACACACUUUACGAAAAUCACCAUGCGCUCAUCAGACAAACAUAAAACAAAAACAUUACAACCACAGUUGCAGAGUAACUCCUUCAUGCAGUGCAAAUUUCAGUCAUGUACAUGAGUGGCAACAUGCUUCACGAAGUGGACAUACUUUUUGUUCAUUAUAUUAAACCAUCUUAAUUCAUUGGCCAUCUCUAUGCCAAAGCUAAGAAAUGUGGAUUUCCAGAGAUAAAUUAUUAUAUAUAUUUUUUAAAUGUGAUAUGGCCCUGUUUUGCAAGGUUAUGUACAGCUUAAAUGGUAACUGGUAACUUUUAUUGUACAAUUCCAAUCAUAAACAUUUAGACUACAUCUAAGCUGUAUCUAUGAUGGAUUUCUGUUAUGAGUUAUGACUAGUUAUAAAUGA
Molecule: messenger RNA, 1573 nt
Organism: Xyrauchen texanus (razorback sucker)
Lineage: Eukaryota; Metazoa; Chordata; Actinopteri; Cypriniformes; Catostomidae
Product: syntaxin-17-like
Exons: 8
Coding region: 199-1095 (298 amino acids)
Biological process (GO): vesicle fusion; intracellular protein transport; exocytosis
Cellular component (GO): plasma membrane; endomembrane system; SNARE complex
Molecular function (GO): SNARE binding; SNAP receptor activity
Source: RefSeq, a predicted model, not a curated record